CACAGGGCACUUCCUAUUGUUUCAUCCUUUGGUGCAGAUAUCCAUCGUCUGGUCCUUUCCAGUGGGGAAUGAGCAAUUAUAUGACACAUCUCUCAUCCUUCACGGUUCAUUUUGUCAAACAUUGAAUCCCUUCACCUGCUUUUCUCUUCUCCUCCCUUCUCUUCCUUGAUUACAACCUCGUCACCUUUUCUCCCAUUCAUCACCAAGAAAAGCACAGAUUGCACACACCUCCUACCGUGCUUGUAUCAUUAAUGGAUUCUAGGGGUUCAUACUCACUCUCUUCGCACAGAGAAGCAAAGUCUCGGAGAUCUGGCGAACGCUCCCCCGAGUCAACCAUGGAUCCAGGGUCUUGCCAUAUGGCCUCGAGGUUUUACGAGAUUUUGAAAGAAUCAGGACUCCAGAGACAGCUAGAGAACGGCUGGGGACAAGGCCCCGCGGAUGAUACUGCAGCAGGUUCUGCAUCAGUCCCCGAUGCUGAGUUAGGCCAAGGAAAUGGGUUCAGCCGACCGCAAUCUCGACAAAGUCCAAAAUCACCGUCCUCUUCAGGGUCCCGCAAGCAUCGGGAUGGAGGGAGUCACAAAAGUCGCAGGUCCAAAAAAUCCAGGAGUGGCCAAGUCAAGGAGGAACACGACGAAGACGAGGAAGAAGAUGGUAUGGAUACAAUCCCCGAUGUUCAGGGAUCAACCAAGCCAUACUCUCCAAGCCGUGAUUCUCAAGCCACGGAAUCGAGCGACGACCGUGGAUCAUCAUCUGGCUAUAAAUUGAAUGGGCAAGGCUAUGGCAGUCGUGAAUAUAUGAAUGAGCUGGACUCGGAGCUGGACACUCUCAGAAAGCAUCUUCUCCAACGCGCCAACGCCCCCAGAACAUUUCCUUAGCCAAUUACUGGCAUCAGAAUCUACGACAGACAGCACACACACGUAUUCGGGGGAAAGAAAACCCGGCGUCUAAGAUACAUCGAUUGGUCCCGCACACGCAUCUAUCACGGCAAGCGCUUUGAUUUUACGCAUACAAGGCGAUGCUGAGGCGCUCAGGAGUUAUGGAUUUGGAUUGGAUAUUCUGCUUGAGGCGAUAAAGAAGGAAAUGGGGUCUCGUACCAUGGGCGCGAUAUUGAGGCUGACUGCAGGCAUAUGGAUUAUGCCAUGAUCCUUCUGUUUCUCUUCUCCUUCCACCUUGUUCUUUUUUUUUUUGUAUUUCUUGAAUAGCUACUUAU
Molecule: messenger RNA, 1210 nt
Organism: Trichoderma virens Gv29-8
Lineage: Eukaryota; Fungi; Ascomycota; Sordariomycetes; Hypocreales; Hypocreaceae
Exons: 2
Coding region: 336-875 (179 amino acids)
Source: RefSeq, a predicted model, not a curated record